CACCACUUGAGCUUCCGUUUGAUCAGUGUUCAUCAGUCCCGGCCACCAGUCCACCUGAAGUUACGCACACUCCUACCCCACUGGGCUCACAGCAUCAGAGACAAUUCCCUCUAGGGAUCCCUCAAAUGCAGAGUCUGUGGCAUCACCUCACCAGCAGGCCACCCGGGAGAUCCAGCUGCAGACCAGCAGCCCCCAAGGACCCAGAAGCAGCUAAAUCUGGCUCUGCAUUGAAG
Pelobates cultripes (western spadefoot toad) is the source of this 233-nucleotide messenger RNA. Lineage: Eukaryota; Metazoa; Chordata; Amphibia; Anura; Pelobatidae. The record is from the annotation of a GenBank genome assembly.